AUUAUCUGGAUGGAAACGUGGACCUAAAAUCGAAUCGGAAUGUGGCUGAAAAACGGCUGUAUGGUAUUGAACGAAGGUUGGAAAAGGAUCCUGAGUUGGCUGCAACGUAUCAAGACCAGAUAUCCGAGCUCCUGGAGACUGGGAGAGCAGAGUUGGUUGGGAAAGAAGAUACUAAGAAUCCCGUGUGGUAUUUGCCCCACCACCCAGUGGUCAAAGCGGACAGGGUCACUACAAAGUGCAGGAUAGUGUUUGAUGGGUCAGCAAAAGGGCCAAAGUAUCAGAAUGAAGAGAUGUUCUGGAUAAACCGCGUUCAGCGCAAGGCAUUUCCUGAAGAAAUGAGACUAUUGGAAGCUGGAAAACCGGUUUCAAAGACUAGCAGAUUGUUGCCGUUGUCGCCCGUGUGGGAUGAAAAGAGAGUAACAGAGGCGCCACCGUUUUUGUAUGUGGGAACUGACUUUGCCGGUCCACUUUACGUAAAGACAUCCAGAGGCGAUGACACAAAGAAAGUCUACAUUGUAAUAUUUACUUGUAUGACAACAAGAGCUGUACAUCUUGAGCUGGUUGAGAACAUGUCAGCUGGGGAGUUCUUACAGGCGUUUGAAAGGAUGACAAAUAGGCGAGGAAAAUAUGGUGUCCUGUACUCAGAUAAUGCGAAGUCAUUCAAGAGGGCAGCUAAUGUGCUGGAGUUAUUGUACAAAGCCAAGAAGGACAAGCAAAAGAUCCAGGAUUGCUUGCGGCAUAAUGGAACAGAGUGGAAGUUCAUUACAGAAAAGGCUCCAUGGCAAGGAGGUUUCUAUGAACGGCUUAUACGAAGCAUUAAGAUUCCACUACGAAAGUUUCUGGGAAAAGCACAAUUGACGUUUAUUGAGCUAGUGACUGUUUUAACUGACGUGGAAGCUCAGUUAAAUUCAAGACCAUUGACGAUGGUAUCCGCUGAUAAGGAAGACCCGUUGCCAUUCACGCCAGGUCACCUGCUGAUUGGACGAAACUUGCAAGUUAUGCCAGAUCUUGAUGCAAGAACAAGGGAUUCCAGUAUUGGAAAAAAGAUGGCAAUUUCGUCAGCGUAUCAGCAAGUUAUUCUGGAACAGAUGGCAAAAUGA
This is a messenger RNA of Priapulus caudatus, 1100 nucleotides long. RefSeq lists its product as uncharacterized. Gene Ontology annotation, biological process: DNA integration. The transcript has 3 exons. The record is from RefSeq and is a predicted model, not a curated record. Gene Ontology annotation, molecular function: nucleic acid binding. Lineage: Eukaryota; Metazoa; Priapulida; Priapulimorpha; Priapulimorphida; Priapulidae. The annotation marks the transcript as partial.